Molecule: messenger RNA, 680 nt
Organism: Notothenia coriiceps (black rockcod)
Lineage: Eukaryota; Metazoa; Chordata; Actinopteri; Perciformes; Nototheniidae
Product: protein flightless-1 homolog
Exons: 5
Coding region: 75-653 (192 amino acids)
Cellular component (GO): cytoplasm
Molecular function (GO): protein binding
Source: RefSeq, a predicted model, not a curated record
CGCAGCCACAACCCUGCCUGCCUCUGAACCAAAAUAGACAGUUGAGGGCAGAGCAGCUGAUAAAGCAACCAGAAAUGGCUUCCACCGGAGUUCUUCCCUUCAUCAGGGGGGUAGAUCUCAGUGGAAACGACUUUAAAGGCGGGUACUUCCCCGAGCAUGUGAAGUGUAUGAGCAGUCUGCGAUGGCUGAAGCUGAACAGGACCGGACUGUGUUACCUCCCAGAGGAGCUGGCCUCUCUGCAGAAGCUGGAACAUCUUUCAGUGAGUCACAACAGCCUGACCACUCUACAUGGAGAACUGUCCAGCUUACCCAACCUACGGGCGGUGGUAGCCAGAGCCAACAACCUGAAAAACUCCGGAGUCCCCGAUGACAUCUUUCAGCUAGAUGACCUCUCUGUGCUGGACUUGAGUUUCAACCAGCUGACGGAGAUCCCCCGGGACCUGGAGAACAGCAGGAACAUGCUGGUUCUGAAUCUGAGCCACAACAGCAUCGACGCCAUCCCCAACCAGCUGUUCAUCAACCUGACAGACCUGCUGUAUCUGGACCUGAGCGACAACAAGCUGGACAGCCUGCCGCCGCAGAUGAGACGCCUCGUCCACCUGCAGACGCUCACACUGAACAACAACCCGCUGAUGCAUGCCCAGCUGCGGUGAGGAGACAGAACUCUGUCAUUAUUUCCU